Messenger RNA from Humulus lupulus (European hop), 1508 nucleotides. RefSeq names its product phospholipid-transporting ATPase 2-like. Gene Ontology annotation, cellular component: plasma membrane. Gene Ontology annotation, biological process: phospholipid translocation. Bases 1 to 1317 code for a protein of 438 amino acids. Gene Ontology annotation, molecular function: ATP hydrolysis activity; ATPase-coupled intramembrane lipid carrier activity; ATP binding. NCBI's taxonomy places the organism in Eukaryota, Viridiplantae, Streptophyta, Magnoliopsida, Rosales, Cannabaceae. The record is from RefSeq and is a predicted model, not a curated record. The transcript is spliced from 9 exons.
AUGGCACAUAAUAAGAAAGCAUUAAAAAAGGAUGCUUGUUUGUCUUCUUAUUUUUUCACUUUUCAACAAGAUGUGGCAUUUGUUGUUGAUGGUUGGACUCUUGAAAUUUCACUUAAGCAUUAUCGAACAACUUUUACUGAAUUAGCAAUAUUGUCAAGGACUGCUAUAUGUUGUCGGGUAACACCAUCACAGAAAGCACAGCUUGUGGAGAUUUUAAAAUCAUGUGAUUAUAGAACAUUGGCCAUUGGGGAUGGAGGGAAUGAUGUAAGAAUGAUACAACAAGCUGCCAUUGGAGUUGGAAUCAGUGGGAGAGAGGGGCUGCAGGCAGCAAGAGCAGCUGAUUAUAGUAUUGGGAAGUUUAGGUUUCUGAAAAGAUUAAUACUUGUCCAUGGACGUUACUCAUACAAUCGUACAGCAUUUCUAUCCCAGUAUUCAUUUUACAAGUCUCUGGUGGUUUGUUUCAUCCAGAUCUUCUUCUCUUUUGUUUCAGGUGUCUCAUGGAUUAGUCUUUUUAAUUCUGUUAGCUUGAUGGCUUAUAAUGUUUUCUACACUAGUGUUCCUGUUCUAGUUAGUGUCCUGGACAAAGAUCUUAGUGAAGAAACAGUGAUGCAGCUUCCACAAAUUUUGUUUUAUUGUCAAGCGGGAAGACUUCUGAAUCCUAGCACCUUCGUUAGAUGGUUUGGAAGAUCUCUUUUUCAUGCAAUUGUUGUAUUUGUAAUCAGCAUACAUGCCUACGCUUAUGAAAAAAGUGAAAUGGAGGAGAUCUCAUUGGUUGCUCUCUCUGGAUGUAUUUGGUUGCAGGCUUUUGUUAUGAUAUUAGAAACAAACUCUUUUACAAUACUACAACAUCUUGCUAUAUGGGGAAAUUUGAUUGGCUUUUAUAUCAUCAACUGGAUCUUCAGUGCCAUCCCAUCAUCAGGGAUGUAUACAAUUAUGUUUCGCUUGUGUAGACAACCGUCUUAUUGGAUAACUUUGUUUCUCAUAGUUGCAACAGGGAUGGGUCCAAUUCUUGCUAUAAAUUUCUUCCGGUACACGUACAGACCAAGUAAAAUCAAUACGCUUCAGCAGGCUGAACGUUUGGGUGGACCUAUUCUGUCACUGGGCAACAUUGAGCCCCAAGCAAGAUCAAUAGAGAAAGAUGUUACUCCUUUGUCCAUAACUCAACCCAAGAACAGAAAUCCAGUUUAUGAACCCCUAUUAUCAGAUUCACCGAAUGCUACUCGAAGAUCUUUUGGAGCGGUUCCACCUUUUGAUUUUUUUCAGUCACAGUCCCGAUUGUCCUCUUCCAACUACUCAAGAAAUUGCAAGGACAACUGAGCUACAAAAUAACUUAUAUUAGGUGCAAAAAUUGAACCUUACCACCAUUUUGCUUCUAGUGUAGAUUAGCAUUGUAUUUGUAUGUAACAACAACACAUAGGAUUAGUGGAGUUCUUAUUAAAGGAACUCUACAUAAUUAAAUAAUUUCUUUUCUUGGUCUGGAAAAAAUAAAUUAUUCAUAAUUUUAUGCA